Molecule: messenger RNA, 1360 nt
Organism: Aegilops tauschii subsp. strangulata
Lineage: Eukaryota; Viridiplantae; Streptophyta; Magnoliopsida; Poales; Poaceae
Source: RefSeq, a predicted model, not a curated record
AUGGGUUUCUUCAGCGGCACCGGUGAGCGGCUCAUGCAGAUCGAGCGCGAGGAGGACGAGGAGGAGCGCCGUGAGAAGGAGGAGGACAAACUUUUGGCGCUGGAGAUUAUUUUCUUUACCGCGCAUACUUCCCGUGUCUCUCAAUUUUCUUUCUCCAUAUAUCGUCGGAUAUUUUCCCUCGCCGCCAUCUCCGCCCACCACCUCGGCACCUCCCCAUUUAUCCAACCACCGAUUCCAAUCUGCGCCGUGACCACCACCCCGCGCGCCGCCCGUUCGUGUACCCGACGCGGUGGCAGCCUCAACCUCAAGCGCUGCCCUCUGCUGCUAUCGCCGCCUGCCGCAGAUUGCCGUUUUCCUCCAUCGACAAGCUCGCUAAUCGGAGCCCCGUCGGUGUCCGUCGUCCCCGCGUCACGAAGCCGCCAUCCUCACCGUCACAAAGCCGGAUCCACGCAGGUCUCAUCCUUCACUCGAAGCUGCGCGCGUGUUCCGUCGGUACACAGCCCGCAAGCAGCUCUCGCCUCCAUCCGUAUCUUCAGCCUCCACCACGUCAAGCGGGUUGAUCUCGACGAAAGAGUUGUUGGCGGUGACCUCCCAAAUGAAUCACAUGACGAAGCUGAAGAAUAUGCUCCAUUGAGUGCUAUGCAGGAACUACAUCCUAGCAGUUGUGCGGGAGCCAAAGAGUGUUACACCGGUUUAUCGUUACCACAAGAAAAAAUGAUUCCUAAGAAAGCACACAUUGAAAAGUUUGAUAGGGUCAAUCAAGGAAGUGCAGAAUCAACUUUACCGGACAAGCAGAUCACUACCCAGGAAUUGCAUCCUAUUUUUCUGCGAGAACCAAAGAGGAUUACACUGGUUUAUCUUUGCCACACAUGGUUGCUAAGAACGCACGCAUUGAAAAGUUUGAUAAGGCCAAUCAAGGCCGUGCAGAAUCAACCAAAGAGGGUUACACCAAUCAUGGAAGUGCAGAAUCAACUUUGCCGGAUAGAGCAGAUCACUGCCCAAGAAUUGCAUCCUAGCUUUUCUUCGAGGACCAAGGAGGAUUACACUGGUUCAUCUUUACCACGCAUGGUUGCGAAGGUUCAAUCAAGGCUGUAUAGAAUCAACUUUGCCGGAAAAGACUAACCAGGAAUUGCAUCCUAGCAAUUGCGCAAGAACCAAAGAGGGCUGCCAAACACUGGGCAGCUCAAGAUUUAGAAAAGGAGUGCAUUGCAGGACCCGGGAGAACUAUAGAAGAAUUAUUCUUUAGAUGGACAAAUAUUAUGUUUUAUAUACAGAUUUUAGCUUUAUAGGAAAACUUAGUUCAAGUUUGUAUGAUCUCUUAAUUAUUUGAAUAUUUUAUAUGAAGAUCUUAUUUGAUUCA